CACUCCAGUCUAGUAGGUGGCGGUAAUGCACCUUUGAGAUGAGUUGCCAACCACCAUUAAACCUGAAAGAAGAAGAAGAAGAAGAAGAAGAAGCAGUCGGGCUGAAAUGCGUGACGUACUUCCUCUUUGAAAGAAGCAAUGGCGUCUAGCGCAGAGGUUGUUGCUCCCAGCAAUGCAGAGGAAGCCACAGAGACUCCAGCAGCUCAGAAGAGAGAAGACAGACUCAGGAAGUUCAGAGAGCUUCAUUUCAAGAGGAAUGAGGCCCGUAAGCUGAAUCAUCAGGAGGUGGUGGAGGAGGACAAGAGACUGAAGCUGCCGUCAAACUGGGAGGCCAAGAAAGCCCGUCUGGAGUAUGAACUCAUUGUGGACCAGAAGAAGAAGAGACCAAACUCACAAAGUUGGUUAAGACUGAGAGACAGAGAGAGGAGUGGCUACGCUGAGGCCCAGUUGAGACAGUACCAGAGACUGACGAAGCAGAUCAAGCCGGAUAUGGAGAACUAUGAGAGACAGAGAGAGGAGUGGUGUGUGUUUAGGAUUGAAAAGCGCUCGAAAUACAGUCGCCGCAGGGCCUACAACGACGACGCUGACAUCGAUUAUAUCAAUGAGAGAAAUGCUAAAUUCAACAAGAAGGCUGAACGUUUCUACGGCAAAUACACCGCGGAGAUCAAGCAGAACCUGGAGAGAGGAACAGCUGUGUAACUAUGGAGAAUGUUACUAUGGUUUCCACCCCUCCAUCUGCCAAGCGACCAGAAAUCAUGUGCAGAUAUUUUUAAGAAACGCUCCUUUGAGGUUCUUCUUCUCUAUGGUGGUCUUGUGAAUUAUUAUUAUUAUUAUAAUUUUUUAUAGCAAAUGUAAUUUUUUUUUUCUCCCUACCUCCAUAUUCUCUUAGUAAGUUUUACUUCUGGCAGAAAUAUUUGCCUACAGUGUCAGUGUUUUGCUUUAGUGUAAAUUCAUUCAUUUCUGCAUCAGUUGACAUUUACUUCAAUAAAAAAAUAUUAUAUGAAACCGU
Sinocyclocheilus grahami is the source of this 1009-nucleotide messenger RNA. RefSeq names its product pre-mRNA-splicing factor syf2-like. Gene Ontology annotation, cellular component: post-mRNA release spliceosomal complex; Prp19 complex; catalytic step 2 spliceosome. NCBI's taxonomy places the organism in Eukaryota, Metazoa, Chordata, Actinopteri, Cypriniformes, Cyprinidae. The transcript is spliced from 6 exons. Bases 139 to 699 code for a protein of 186 amino acids. The record is from RefSeq and is a predicted model, not a curated record.